Molecule: messenger RNA, 3468 nt
Organism: Bactrocera latifrons
Lineage: Eukaryota; Metazoa; Arthropoda; Insecta; Diptera; Tephritidae
Product: neurofilament heavy polypeptide
Exons: 3
Coding region: 606-1250 (214 amino acids)
Source: RefSeq, a predicted model, not a curated record
CCAUAUUUCUAAUCUAAAAACAUACUAUAACCUUUUACUAAUAUUAUCGGCACGAAGUAUUUCUACUAAUAUUACUUGCUCCAAAUAUUUUUKUUGUUUCAUGAGUUGGCAAAAGCAGGCAACACCGAUUACUUURAUUUAUUGAUUUUUCACCAUUUGCACGACGUGUGUCUAAGCAAUCGCCACUUCUGUUAUGUCGGGCGUGGUGGCAWUUUGCUCUACGCCUUGGUUUUUGUUUCCAACCACCCAACCACUCAGCUACCUAGCCAUUCAAACACACAACACACUUGAGUGUUAUCAGACUUGUACACCCGCACAAAUUUAGCGCAGUCAAUCACACAUACAAAUGUAUGUAUAUACAAGCAAUAUUGCAYACAGAUACACAUACACAUUGCAAGAGGUUUUUAGCAAAUGUGGCUCUUUCGCUUUGUAGUCGCACAAGCGAGACCGUAGUGUGUAGAUACAAAAAUUUUUUACCCUGCACAAAGGAUACGCUUUGCAACAAAGAAAUACACAAAAAAUUGCAUAGUGAAAUUGUAGAAGCUUUAUUUUAUUUAAGGAAGCUAUAUAUUAAGUGAAUUUGUGUGAGAAAUAAAGCAAUUGGUAUGCGCGCCCAUUUUGCUGGUGAUGUUGCCAUUGCUGAGGCACCAAAAGAUGCAGCUGACGACAGCAUUGAUAAAAUUGAGGCCGAGGAAGAGCCACUGGACUCACGUAUCGAUGAAUUUAAACAGGACUCCAAGAAUAUGGAAGUCGUCUCAGAGUUCAUCGACGAUGUGCUACAGAAAGCUGAGGUAGAGGCUGAAAAGCAGCAGGAUGCGAAAAGUGACAAAGCUUCGCAACAGCAGCCAAAGGAGAAAACGCGUCAGAGUUUUACUAUACCAGAUUUCAAGAAUGGCAAGAUGGUGAACCGUGCGCGCGGCUUGGUGGUACGCCUAUUCGAUGCUAUCUGCAAUUGCGCCAACACGGCUGCGGGACCGGCGCAACGCAUCAAGUUGCGCGCCAAGCGUGCAGCCUCAGUAGCCACAGCGCCAGCCACGGAGAACGGCACGGAGGGCAACAAAAAACACGAGGUGAACGGCAAGGAGAAGAAGAGCGACAAGAAGCAGAAAGAUGCUGCCAAGGCACCGAAGAGCGAACUUGCCGAUCAAGGUGCGGCCGGGACUGCAGAUACGGCUGAGGAGGAGCCUAAGCAAACGGAAGCUGAUGAGCCAGCUAAACAGCAGCAGGAGCUAACAGCUGAUAAUCAGUAACUUGCGCAAUUGUGCGGUUAAUGCGCGUGAGUAAUGAGAUGAACAUUGCCAAUAAUUUAAUUUCGAUUGCUUUAAGGAGUGAGUUCAGACGUUGCGCAAUAUACGGUGAGCGGUGUAGUCGCAUACUGUGUGGUGGGGGCGUAAUUUAGAAGCGCGCGUUUACUAGACGCGCAUGCCGUUAUUACAACAGAAAGUUGUUACAAAAAAAUAAAAAUAUAUUAAUGAAAAAUUUAUAUAAAAGUCAAUUUCGUAGCAUUUACAUGGGUAUUUAAGAAGCCACAUGUUUAUAGAUACAUCUGUGUAUUUAUAAGAAGCGCAUAUGUACAUAUGUACCAUAACUUUCUUUUUCAAAAGCUCACCACCAAACGUAUACGACGUGCCGCCUCACCCGUACGCUAUCUUCAACAACUCACGCCUCUAUAAUCUACAUGUAAUUGCCGUAUUUGCUAAGCAUAAGCACAUAAGAGAAGAAGCGUACAUAACCAAAAAUAAUAUAGAACCACUCAAAGGUUUUCCAAACUCAAGUGCAGCUCAAACGUUGCAUUUAAUUUGCACAACUACAUAAAUAAACGAUAAAAAACGCUUAACAACCAUUAAAAACUUAUUAAUAAUAAUAAAUCUCAUUCGAUGUCAUUCAAAUCACACAACUACAUAUAUAAAACACUUAUUUAUAACCAUGCCCAUAUUUCAACUGUCUAUUGACAAACCUACCACCGCUCAAAAGAGACUUUUUUCUCCAGACUCUAUAUACAAGUAUUAGUAAUCAAGUAGUUAUUGAAUUGGCUGAGUAACGGUUGUUUCCGAAUAAAAAAGAAAGACUUAGAAGUGAGCUAACUAAAAUAAUAGUCGUAACGCUUGCAAGUUAUCCAAAAGUUUAUAUUACAAUACUAGAAAAAUKGUUGUUCCAAUUCAAAAAGCUCAAAAUAAACUUUUUACCGGACAUUAGCAACCUUUUUUUGGAGGUUUGAAAAGCGAGUGCAAGUUUUUUCAUCUUGCAUUUUCAAAUAAUAAUUCUUUCACAAGCUUGGUUUUUGAGUAAAAGAGGCGGAGAGAGUGGGAGUUAUUAUAGCUGAAAAACUCAAUUAAAAAUAGUUAAGAUGCGAUAAGGUAAGAUCAUUAGAAACUUUUUGAAGUUUGGAACAGUUUUUUGUUUGAAAAUAUAAAACACGAUGAAAUAGGUCUUAACUAUUUUUCAUUGAGUAUAGUAUAGCUGUAUUGCCACAGCUUCUUUUUCCUUAAGAUCAAUAAAGAAUUUUUGGAGGUUUGAAAAGCUGAGAACUUUCUUCAAAAAUAAAAGCUUUGUCAAUAUAGCUGUAAAAUCUCCAAAAAAGCUCAAAUAAUUUAAAAGGGCGAUGAAGUAAGAUUAUGAAAUAUCUUUUAAAGGUGUGAAAAAGCUUUUUCUACUAUCUAGGUUACUAUCUAGGUUUCAAAAUCUCUUUUGGUAAAAAAAAAACUGUUUACAUAUAACAAAUAUAUAACUGUAUAGAUUUCGAAACAAACAGCCAUAUCAACAACUACUACCAACAAAUAUCCACCUAUUACAAAAAUUUUUAUAUCCAACGGUUUAUUAACCUACUUACAUCUAUCUAAUGAGGGAAUUAAACGAGCACACAAUCAAUGUAUUUUCUAUUUAAUAAACUUCUUAUACAUACAUACAUACAUAUUUACAUAGAUGUAUAUGUAUAAUCCCAAUAAUAUACUAGUUAAGUGAUAAUUACUAUUUAAUUACAUACAAUUAGCAGAUAAAUCGGUGUAAAUGUUGUAUGUAGUUAUCAUAUAACACUUGAUGUGACUUUGUGUGUGUGUAUGUAAUAUUGAUAAUACAACUAGUUAGAUUUGGGCAUUCAUAUGAAACUAAGAACAUACAUAUAUGAUAUAUACAUAUGAUUUUGUAUGUAUUCGAACAUAACCUAAAUUACAAAAAUGCGUCUAAUAAAACCCAAAUGUGUACUGAUUUUGUGAAAGCCACUUAGUUUAUGCGAUUAAUUUUAUUUUUGCACCAGCUACACCAAAAUGAGCCACUGUACUUUUAGAGUUGGCACACGCACAUACAAAUAUAUAUAUAUGUACAGGUUAUAAAAAGAAGAAGAAGCAACUGCAUACAUUUUCACUUUAGGAACAGUAGUCUGAGUAAAUGUAAUCCAAAAUUUACACUGAAAAAAACUGGUAAAAAAUUUUAAAUAAAAGAAAAAAACAAAGAAGAAUUUUGUGAGAGACU